GGAUUUGGGUGGGGUUUUCCCAUCACUCUCUUCUGUGUGCAUGCUGUAGAUUCUUGUAGCUCUUUCUGAGUGUUUGAUGCCUUUGAAGCUGUCGGUAAACCAUCUCAGGUUUUCAACUGCUCUGAUCUUAGAAGUGUGGUGUCUCAUCUCUGCUGAUGACUCUCCAACAGCUGAAGCACCUGCUGCACUUCCAUUUAAAAUGAAAGAUGAAAUUGCUGCCACAGUUUUCUUCAUCACAAGGCUAGUGAAAAGGGAAGAUAAGCUGAGCAAGCAUAAGGUGGAGAAAUUUGCAGCUAAGCUGACAACAAUACUGUUUGAGAAGUACAAGAAUCACUGGUACUUGGACAAUCCUUCCAGAGGACAAGCCUUCAGGUGCAUAAGGAUAAACAAACAUCAGACAAGAGACCCACUGCUGGAGCAAGCUUGUGUGGAGAGCAAUGUGGACUUUGAUAAGCUUGGUUUGCCAAAAGAGAUGACAGUGUGGGUUGACCCCUUUGAGGUGUGUUGCAGGUACGGCGAGAAGAACAGGCCCUUCACCGUGGCACACUUUGAAGGGGAGGAGAACCCAGAGCUUCCUCAGCAGAUCAGCUAUGCUGUCGACAGGGCAGCUCUGGACUAUCAUUCUGGGGUUUCUUCAGAUGAGGAGAGCUUCAGCAAGGAGCCAAAAGCUAUCCCUACUGUCAGCAACCCUAACAGCGUCUACCAGUUCAGUGACUACUGCAAGGCUCCCAUACAACCCUGGUGCCAGUACCUGCACAGGAAGACCUACCUGAGCGAUGGCUCUUGCUACGCCCAGCACAGGGCUUACAGAGCCUGCAGGCCCACAGCUGCCUUCGCAGGACUGCGAGUCGAUAGGUACCACUGGGUCAACACCAAGCGGUAGAGCUGUGGCUGCCCCUGCUGAAGCCCUGAGCUCUGUGGUACCAGGGGAAGGCUGUCACUAGUGAGUCGAAUUAAAACCAGAAAGCACUUUCUGUCUAACCUCUAUUUCUGCCUUUUUGUGCUUGUCACACUCUUCUUGGAUGGGGGGAGGGAGGGGAGAGAGAGAGAUGUGUUUUAUGAUGUGACCUUUUUAAAGUGUUUUAUUAAUGUGAAGAUAAGAUUGAAAAUUCCAUGUGAGGCUUUGCUUUGUAAGUCAAAAAGGAAAUGCAUCUAUCAAUAAAUCUGCUCCUGGUGUGUUUUUAAAGCCA
Molecule: messenger RNA, 1190 nt
Organism: Pogoniulus pusillus (Red-fronted tinkerbird)
Lineage: Eukaryota; Metazoa; Chordata; Aves; Piciformes; Lybiidae
Gene: BTG4
Product: BTG anti-proliferation factor 4
Exons: 5
Coding region: 77-883 (268 amino acids)
Biological process (GO): negative regulation of mitotic cell cycle; negative regulation of cell population proliferation
Cellular component (GO): nucleus; cytoplasm
Source: RefSeq, a predicted model, not a curated record